This is a messenger RNA of Merops nubicus (carmine bee-eater), 1798 nucleotides long. It is a transcript of the gene DDX17, whose product is annotated as DEAD (Asp-Glu-Ala-Asp) box helicase 17. The transcript is spliced from 12 exons. The annotation marks the transcript as partial. Gene Ontology annotation, cellular component: ribonucleoprotein complex; nucleus; cytoplasm. Lineage: Eukaryota; Metazoa; Chordata; Aves; Coraciiformes; Meropidae. Gene Ontology annotation, biological process: alternative mRNA splicing, via spliceosome. Gene Ontology annotation, molecular function: RNA binding; ATP binding; RNA helicase activity. The record is from RefSeq and is a predicted model, not a curated record.
GUUUGGAGCAAGUCGUGGAGGUCCUCUUCCUCCAAAGAAAUUUGGUAAUCCUGGGGAACGUUUGCGUAAGAAAAAAUGGGAUUUAAAUGAACUGCCCAAGUUUGAGAAGAAUUUUUACGUGGAACAUCCAGAAGUGGCCAGGCUUACUCCGUACGAAGUGGAAGAGUUGCGAAGGAAAAAGGAGAUAACGAUUCGAGGGAUGGAGGGCUGCCCCAAGCCUGUGUUUGCCUUCCACCAGUGCAGCUUUCCACAGUAUGUGAUGGAUGCCUUGAUGGACCAGAACUUCACAGAACCCACUCCAAUUCAGUGCCAAGGCUUUCCUCUGGCUCUCAGCGGCCGUGACAUGGUGGGCAUUGCACAGACUGGCUCUGGGAAGACCCUAGCAUACUUGUUGCCUGCAAUUGUUCACAUCAACCACCAGCCAUAUUUGGAGAGAGGGGAUGGCCCAAUUUGCCUGGUUCUAGCACCAACCAGAGAGUUGGCCCAGCAAGUGCAGCAAGUGGCUGAUGACUAUGGCAAGUGUUCAAGACUGAAGAGUACCUGCAUCUAUGGAGGAGCACCCAAAGGUCCCCAGAUCAGAGAUCUAGAAAGAGGUGUGGAGAUCUGCAUUGCUACCCCAGGUCGCCUGAUCGACUUCCUGGAGGCAGGAAAGACCAACCUUCGUCGGUGCACCUACCUGGUGCUGGAUGAAGCAGACAGGAUGUUGGACAUGGGCUUUGAACCACAGAUCCGUAAAAUCGUUGACCAGAUAAGGCCUGACAGACAGACCCUGAUGUGGAGUGCCACCUGGCCCAAAGAAGUGCGCCAGCUUGCCGAGGACUUCCUGCAGGACUAUGUCCAGAUCAACGUGGGGAACUUGGAGCUGAGUGCCAACCACAACAUCCUGCAGAUAGUGGACGUGUGCAUGGAAAGCGAGAAGGACCAUAAACUGAUACAACUGAUGGAAGAAAUCAUGGCAGAGAAGGAAAACAAGACCAUCAUCUUUGUGGAGACAAAGAGGCGCUGUGAUGAUCUCACUCGAAGGAUGCGCAGAGAUGGUUGGCCAGCUAUGUGUAUCCAUGGAGACAAGAGUCAGCCAGAAAGAGAUUGGGUGCUUAAUGAGUUUCGUUCUGGAAAGGCUCCUAUCCUCAUUGCUACCGACGUUGCAUCUCGUGGGCUAGACGUGGAAGAUGUUAAAUUUGUGAUAAACUACGACUACCCGAACAGUUCCGAAGAUUACGUGCACCGCAUUGGCCGCACCGCACGUAGCACCAACAAAGGCACUGCCUACACCUUCUUCACGCCAGGGAACCUGAAACAAGCCAGGGAGCUUAUCAAAGUCUUGGAAGAAGCCAAUCAAGCCAUCAAUCCAAAGCUGAUGCAGCUUGUGGACCACAGAGGAGGCGGAGGUGGUGGUGGAGGAGGUCGCUCUCGUUACCGAACGAGCAGUUCAGUAAACAACCCUAACCUGAUGUACCAGGAGGAGUGUGACAGGAGGCUCCGGGGAGUCAAAGAGGGCCGCAGAGACUCGGGUGGCUUCAGAGACCGUGAGCGUGGUGACAGUUUUGCCAACGGAGCCAACAAGACCUAUGGCAGUGCCUACGGGAGCCCAAAUUCCGCUUUUGGGGCAGCACAGAGCCAGUAUGGUUACACUCAAGGGAGCUAUGGAGCAGCUGCCUAUGGCACGAGUGGCUAUGGCACUGCAGAGUACAGUGCUAGUGGCUAUGGUGCCAGCACCACAGCUGCCACGGCUGGGAGAACCUCACAGAGCACUACCCAACAGCAGUAUGCAGGGAUGGUGGGGCGCUCGGGCCAGCAG